AUGUUGUGUAAGAGAACCUUUCAAACGGCCGCUAAAGCCUGCGCGAGAACGAGGUAUACGAAGCCUAAGCCGAAACCACAACCUAGAGAACGUGUGAACCUUCCCAGUCAGAGAACGCAUCAUGAUAAUGAUCUAAUUAUUAGUGCACCUGUUCCACCCACUGUAGAGAAUAUAAAGUGCCCGGAUGACCAUCCUUUAUGGCAAUUUUUCGCAGAUAAGAAAUUUAUGAGAACUUCUGAAGAGCUAGAUUCUCAAUCCAGAUCGUGGACAAUUCCAGAGCUUAGAAGAAAAUCCUUUGAUGAUUUGCAUUCAUUAUGGUUUACUUGUUUGAAGGAGAGAAAUAUUUUGGCCAGAGAAAAUCACCUUCUGAAGAACAAUGUGGAGGGAUUCCAGGAUAAUUACCAAGAUGUUUCGGAAAAGAUUAGAACUACUAUGUGGAGAAUUAGACAUGUCUUAAGUGAGCGUGAUUGGGCUUUCAAAAUUGCGAAGGAGGAAUUUGCCUCUGAGAGAGAAGCAUUUACAGCUGUAUUUGAGAAAGAGUUUUUGGAAGCACCAGCGGAAGAAGAUGAAGAGAGUUUUGAGAAACUUUCAAGAUUUCAACAUUCUGUAUUCGGCAUAAGCGAGUUUAUUGAUGAUAAUGUCGUAAAUCGUACAUUUGUUGAUGGGCUCAAGCUUGUAGCAAAUUUAAAAGUAAGAAAGUUUGCCAGUAGGGAUACUACGAUACAAAAGUUCCUAGAGGAAACGCGUUCACAAACGAUAACUGACGCAGGUGAGUCUUUUGUGCUCUUCACCGCUGAAAACAAUGUGAAUGAUAUCAAGGAAGCUUGCCAGGCUGUCGAAGAGUUGAGAAAGAGUGGAAACUCUGUCUCUAAGUACGUUGAAUUGGAUACUGUCGCCAAAUAUAUCAGACAGUUGGCUCAAGCCCAAACCAGCAAGGAAACUACCGCGCAUUGA
Molecule: messenger RNA, 954 nt
Organism: Torulaspora delbrueckii
Lineage: Eukaryota; Fungi; Ascomycota; Saccharomycetes; Saccharomycetales; Saccharomycetaceae
Gene: MRPL4
Product: mitochondrial 54S ribosomal protein uL29m
Exons: 1
Coding region: 1-954 (317 amino acids)
Biological process (GO): mitochondrial translation
Cellular component (GO): mitochondrial ribosome; mitochondrial large ribosomal subunit
Molecular function (GO): structural constituent of ribosome
Source: RefSeq, a predicted model, not a curated record